GGCCCCCUUCGCAUUCAUCUGGGCCGCCUUGAGUUCGCUUUGAGCGCGGCGUGACGACAUAGACGCCCCAACCGACGUGCGCACUCGGUUUCCUGCAUAAGUCUGCCGUGCUAGGAUCUUCGACGCCUCGAUAGACCCAGCCUACUGGCCGGGCUACUGCUCAUAUCCGAGCUUGGGAAGCGUGCUGAGUGCAGUCAACGUCCGUCGCUGAGGGAGCGGCCGUCGCACCCUCAACUAAAGCCCAGAACGACUCGACGUCCUCAGCAUGAUAAGACGAGGAAGAACCGAAGGAUGGCUGAGAGAGCCUAUCCAAGGUCUGCAUACCUGGGCCAGUUUCCAUGGCGUCAAGUUUGAUGGCAUCAAAGUCGGCCCUUUACCAGGCUUCGAGGAUCGCGGCUCUACAGUGAUAGCUGCACGGGAACUCAUCGGCGAAAAAGCUGAGCCUCUGAUGACCAUCCCUAAGGAACUCAUUCUCUCAAAGCAGAACAUCGAGCUGAUGGCAAAAUCUGAUCAACAUCUCCACGAGCUUCUCCACGCUCUUGAUGACUUCGGACGAACCACUCGAGGAGCAGUUCUGACGUUUCUACUGUUCCAAGCGACCAUUUGUUGCCCAGGCGUCAAGGAUGUUGGCGUUCACACGCCGCUCACCGAGUACAUCAAGUACCUCCCAGAUGAACUACUUCCCACUUUUUGGAGUGAAGAGGAGCUCGAGCUUCUUGACGGGACUACGCUUCGCUCUGCUGUCCGGGCUAAAAUGAACAGCUUGUUGCGCGAAUUCGAGGCAUUUCGCGCCGCGACGGAAAAUAUACAUUGGUGUGCUAAACUUUGGUGGGACGAGGACGAUGGCAUGCUUACAUUUGACGAUUGGUUGCGCGUUGAUGCCAUGUACCGAUCUCGAGCGCUCGAAUUUCCCGGCGUGGGAGAUGCUAUGGUGCCUUGCAUUGAUAUGGCUAACCAUGCUUCUGGUGAUGCUACCGCCGCUUUGUAUGAAACCGACGACGAUGGGAACGCAAUUCUGAUAUUGCGACACGGUAAAGACAUAUUAGAAGGCGGUGAGAUAACUAUCACAUAUGGUGAUGACAAAGGCGCUUGCGAAAAUAUCUUCUCCUAUGGUUUUCUUGAAGAUUCAAUGGCAUCUGCCCGGAUAAUGUUCCUCAAUCUCGACAUACCAGAUGAUGACCCACUUCGCCCUGCCAAAAUUUAUGUCUGCAAUACAGCCCCUGGAUUCCGCCUCGUAGACAAGAAUGACAGCAUAGAAUGGGAGAGCGACUUUGUCUGGCUAGUAGUCGUUAAUGAAGAAGACGGACUCGAUUUUAAAGUGAGACAGACAGUGGACGGAGGCCGAGAGAUACAAGCCUUCUGGAAAGAGAGCGAGUUAAACGACACAUCGAAGAUACGUACAUUUCUGGAACAGGAUCCUCUAUGGGAAGUAUUCCAGCUGCGAGCGGUCGUAUUAAUGCAGGGUCGUGUAGAUGCGCAGCUCGCAACAUUGGAAACACUGGGCAGCCCGACGCAGGAGGGGUUGAUUAGGGAGAGACCAUGGCGCCUUGCCACGCAACUACGCAAACUAGAGCGGAAAAUGCUAGAAAGCACAAGAACAAUUUUGGAUAAGCAGAGAUCAGCUCUUCUGGACACAGAAACCAUACAGCGAUACUUGGGACUCAUUGAUGACGAGGAUAAGGACGAAGAACAGGUAGAAGAAGACUUCACUUGAGUCGGAAGGCCUCCCCACAUUCAUAUACGAUCCUAUGCAUGCUCCCUAUGAUAGGCCACGUCAAAACCAGGUGGCAGAUGGGUUCCAUGGUACUGUUAAUAUAAAGCCACGCCUCUCACUCCCGCUUUCCAAUCCCGCCACCUCACGGCGUGCCAUGUCAGGCAGGUACCGUCCGUCAGCCAUCGCGAUUCUGGAAAAAGCACUGUGGAGGGCCGCCACACCGCGGCCUGCUCUGAUUAGCAGACAUCGCGGUUCGCUUGAUUGAAGUCGGGUUGUAUCCACUCCUGCCGCACGAAUCUUAAUGUACCAAAUAGUGGCGAAAGCCGCAUCCAUCGAAUCAAAAAGUAUCG
Messenger RNA from Paraphaeosphaeria sporulosa, 2064 nucleotides. RefSeq names its product SET domain-containing protein. The coding region runs from base 266 to 1714 and encodes 482 amino acids. Gene Ontology annotation, biological process: peptidyl-lysine monomethylation. Gene Ontology annotation, cellular component: nucleus. NCBI's taxonomy places the organism in Eukaryota, Fungi, Ascomycota, Dothideomycetes, Pleosporales, Didymosphaeriaceae. The record is from RefSeq and is a predicted model, not a curated record. Gene Ontology annotation, molecular function: protein binding; protein-lysine N-methyltransferase activity. The transcript is spliced from 7 exons.